Messenger RNA from Saitoella complicata NRRL Y-17804, 788 nucleotides. RefSeq lists its product as uncharacterized. Lineage: Eukaryota; Fungi; Ascomycota; Saitoellomycetes; Saitoellales; Saitoellaceae. The transcript is spliced from 2 exons. The record is from RefSeq and is a predicted model, not a curated record. Bases 69 to 557 code for a protein of 162 amino acids.
CGCCCGUUGCCUCUGCUGCUCCAGCAGCUGCUCCUACGUCCGCAGGGAAGCCCGCCAGGAAUAGCAGGAUGGCCCCACUUGGAUCUGACUCGAAUUUCGGACCAUAUUCCGAAGACCACAGCUACACGGUGUCCACCCUUACAUCCGACACUGCCACUAUCCGUCGCGCAUCGGUUGCCAGGCAGGUUCAUGAGGAUACCUCAAUGAGCAGUGAUCCCAUGAACGAACCAUCCGGACCUCGUUUCAUGAUGCCUACCACUGCAGCUGCCAGACGCAGACUCUCGCCUUCUACCAAGCAUAAUGUCGAAGCCACUGUUGGUGCACGCCGUGUCAUGUCCGAGAGCAAGGGAUUGGGAGGAGCUAUGCGUGCAAGGCGUGUCGCUGAGUCUCCACGUCAGAAUAGGCGAUUGACGGUUACAGGUGGGCUCGGGAGCUCUAUGAGAGUGUCGAAUCCGGCAGCGGUUGCGCAGCAUAUCCAAGAGGAGGUCGACCUGCCUAGGCCGGGAUCUGGAUCUUCGAGGAUGAGCGGGGGUGGUGCGAAGCCUGGCUGGCGCUGAAUGCUUGAUCAUGCUUGUGUUUGUGGUUCGUCGUUUGUCAUUGGAGUUUUGUGGAGUUCAUUGCAUACCUAAAUACUGGGAGUUGGUCUCGUUUCACGGAAUCAGGAUAGAUAAUAUGCACAUCCGCUGCGUACCACCAACUCAGAUGUCUUGCAUUAUAUGGUUUUGCUUGUCGAGGACGAUCCGGUAGUAGUGCUCUUGUACACGUAUCUGUGAAUGAGGCCGCAUUCG